GUCAAUUUGGCUGCCGGAAUGGUGCAAAUUAUUACAGCUCAGUCUGUAGUUGAAAUGAUUUUCUCGGUCAUUUAUCUGGCUCUAUUAAUUUCACAACUAUUCAUAUUGGCCUGGAGUGCUAACGAAAUUAAUGUUCAGAGUUCCAAUAUUUCGAAUGCGAUUUACGAAAGUAACUGGAUGGAUCAAAGCGAGUCCACAAAAAAGACCAUGCUUAUUAUGAUGAUGCGAGCACAGAAACCAUUGUCAUUAACCAUUGGACCAUUUGGACCGAUGAAUUUGGACGCUGGAAUAAUGACGUUGAAAGGAGCUUACACUUAUGCAGGAGUUAUGCGUCAAACUUACAGUUAAAGCGACUUAAUAAAAAUUAAAAACUAAUUUUGCUAGUUGACACGUAGGUAAAGAAAAAUUGAAAAAUAUUUUGUUUCUUAAUAAAACUAUCUAAUA
This is a messenger RNA of Ceutorhynchus assimilis (cabbage seed weevil), 444 nucleotides long. Lineage: Eukaryota; Metazoa; Arthropoda; Insecta; Coleoptera; Curculionidae. The record is from the annotation of a GenBank genome assembly.